AUCGGAUACAUCUAUAAUAGCCCUAAACGGGCCUUUAAUUCGCAACCUGUUUCCGCCUCCUUUGACCUUCUAUAAAUCCCCCCGAUAAAACGUAUCGACAUGUCAGCGGUCAGUCGUAUUCGCGGCGCUUUCGCCGUGCCUAGGAAGGGCGAGACGUUUGAGUUGCGAGCUGGUCUGGUAUCUCAAUAUGCCUGGGAACGAAAGGAAUCAAUCCAAAAGACAAUUAUGGCCAUGACCCUGGGUAAAGACGUCUCACAACUAUUUCCCGACGUGCUUAAGAAUAUCGCGACCGCCGACCUCGACCAAAAGAAGCUCGUUUAUCUCUACCUAAUGAACUACGCCAAGUCGCACCCUGACUUGUGUAUCCUCGCCGUCAAUACCUUCGUCCAAGACUCAGAAGACCCGAAUCCCCUCAUUAGAGCACUCGCCAUUAGAACGAUGGGUUGCAUUCGAGUAGAUAAGAUGGUGGAUUAUAUGGAGGAGCCCCUACGGAAAACGCUGCGAGACGAAUCACCAUACGUGCGAAAGACAGCUGCCAUCUGCGUCGCGAAGCUUUUCGACCUAAAUCCAUCCAUGUGCAUAGAAAACGGCUUUCUCGAAAUUCUUCAAGAGAUGAUUGGAGAUCCUAACCCUAUGGUGGUUGCCAACUCGGUGCAAGCCCUCUCAGAAAUAUCCGAGACUGCACCCGAGACUAGAGCAUUGGUUAUAACGCCGGCGACCCUCAAGAAGCUGCUUAUGGCCCUGAAUGAGUGUACGGAAUGGGGUAGGGUAACUAUCCUUUCGACCCUGGCCGAUUAUCCACCCCAAGAUGUCAAGGAGUCGGAGCACAUCUGCGAACGAGUAGCGCCUCAGUUUCAACACGUGAACCCUAGCGUCGUGCUUGCUGCUGUAAAGGUAGUAUUCAUUCACAUGAAAUUGAUCAACGCGGAUCUCGUGCGGCAAUACCUCAAGAAGAUGGCGCCUCCAUUAGUGACGCUUGUCGCAUCCGCCCCCGAAGUCCAAUAUGUCGCGUUACGAAAUAUCGAUCUCCUCCUUCAGGCCAAGCCCGACAUCCUAAGUAAAGAAUUACGAGUAUUCUUCUGCAAGUACAACGAUCCGCCUUAUGUAAAGCUUCAAAAGCUCGAAAUUAUGGUCAGGAUAGCGAACGAGAAGAACUACGAGCAAUUGCUGGCCGAGUUGAAAGAGUAUGCGUUGGAAGUAGACAUGGAUUUUGUUCGACGAGCUGUCAAAGCCAUCGGACAAGUUGCAAUUAAAAUUGAGGGCGCAAGCGAAAAAUGUGUCAAUGCACUACUAGAUCUAAUCGCUACCAAGGUCAACUAUGUGGUUCAAGAAGUGAUAGUGGUAAUUAAGGAUAUUCUUCGAAAAUAUCCGGGUUACGAAGGAGUCAUCCCAACUCUCUGCAAUCACAUCGAUGAGUUAGAUGAGCCCAACGCCAGGGGUUCACUAAUAUGGAUUGUCGGCGAGUAUGCGGAAAAGAUUAAUAACGCAGAUGAAAUAUUGGCGAGCUUUGUGGACGUCUUCCUUGAGGAGUUUACACAGACGCAACUACAGAUUCUGACUGCUGUUGUUAAAUUAUUCUUAAAAAAGCCAAGCAACAAUCAAGGGCUGGUGCAGAAGGUCUUACAAGCUGCAACGGCAGAAAACGACAAUCCAGAUAUUCGUGACCGGGCAUACGUAUAUUGGCGGCUUCUGUCGGGGGAUCUUGCCGUCGCAAAGAAUAUCGUCCUCUCGCAGAAACCCGCCAUUUCAACCACAAUGACGAGCUUGCCAGCAACUCUUUUAGAGCAGCUUCUUGGCGAACUAUCAACUUUGGCCUCGGUCUAUCACAAGCCGCCUGAGUCUUUCGUCGGUAAGGGUCGUUUCGGUGCCGACGAGAUCCAACGAGCUGCCAUCCAGGAACAACGACAGAAUGCAGCUGAAAACCCUAUCGCGGCAUCAGUUGCAGCUGCCACCCAAAACGGGGCACCGGCACAGAGCAACAUCGAAAACCUUUUGGAUAUUGAUUUCGACGGUGCUGCACCGGCUUCGCAAGAGCAGAAUUCGGCGUCAGCUACCCCGGAACGCGUAGCAAGUCCGGCUGGUGGAACUUCAUCGAGCGGGAUGGCGGAUAUGAUGGGACUCUUCGAUGCUCCGCCGCCUCAAACUAAUCCUGCUAGCGGUAGCGGCGGCGCAAAUGAUUUAAUGAACGGAUUUGCAGGAUUGGAUUUGAGUGGAUCAAGCCAGCCUCCUCCAGCAUCGGUUCAACUUGGCCACGGAGGCGCGAGUAUAGAACAGAAGAAAACUACGAACAAUGAUGAUCUACUGGGUCUCUUUUAGGCGAGCCCCGACCAAAAUCCUCGUUUGGCGGAAACACGAAAUCCACAGGCCGAAGAUCACCGAAAGGACAGCGGGGACGACUAGUGUUGGGUCUGAAAUAGA
Molecule: messenger RNA, 2418 nt
Organism: Daldinia caldariorum
Lineage: Eukaryota; Fungi; Ascomycota; Sordariomycetes; Xylariales; Hypoxylaceae
Product: Adaptor protein complex beta subunit
Exons: 4
Coding region: 100-2316 (738 amino acids)
Biological process (GO): intracellular protein transport; vesicle-mediated transport
Cellular component (GO): membrane coat
Molecular function (GO): clathrin binding
Source: RefSeq, a predicted model, not a curated record